Messenger RNA from Trypanosoma brucei brucei TREU927, 1308 nucleotides. RefSeq lists its product as hypothetical. The record is from RefSeq and is a predicted model, not a curated record. The coding region runs from base 1 to 1308 and encodes 435 amino acids. The transcript has a single exon. Lineage: Eukaryota; Euglenozoa; Kinetoplastea; Trypanosomatida; Trypanosomatidae.
AUGUUUGUGCGCCGGUUGGUGCGUCUUUGUGUUUCUCGGUUGCCCAACGGAGUGGUGCUUCAGGGAAAGUUGAACCCCCGCCGUCCGGACUUGCUUCUUGAGGGGAGUGUUAAAAUGCCUGAUGGGCGGGCAUACAGCGGUGUGUUUGACGAGGAAUACGGGUUUCCACUGAAGGGAAGCCGACUGGAGGAUGAUGGGGAUCUUUACUGCGGUGAGUUCAACACGAAGUGGCAGCGGCACGGUGAGGGUGAGGCAUGGCUAGCAGACGGCACGCAUUACAAGGGACGGUUCUGCGAAGAUGACCUCGUAGAGGGAACGGUUUGUAUUCCCAACGGUACAACGGAGACAGUGUUUGUGGGGACGCUGGAGAAUGAAUCGUUUGUACGAGGAAAACUGACGCAACAUGACUUCACUUAUGAGGGUGAGUUUCACAAUAACAAACCUCACGGACGCGGACGGCUUUCGUUUACCACAGGUGCGGAGCAGGAGGGGACAUUCUUCGCCGGUAAGCUGCAUGGGACCAACUGCAAGAUGAAGCUUGAUGGUGGGUUUGUUUAUGUGGGAGAGUUUGUUGACGGAUGCAUUCGGCGUGGGCAACUAUUUGCUCCUACUUACAUAUAUGAUGGCGAGUUUAACGAGCACGGCCGGGCUCAUGGUGAGGGAACGCAAACAUACUUGGCAAAUGAGCCGCGCCUUCUUUUUACUGGCAUCUGGGAUAGUGGUGCACUGGUGCGUGGCACCUGCAGCGAUGAAUACGGAAAUCCUGUUGAUUGGCAGGAUAACCAUGAAUUACAAACAAAAGUGUUUAGUGAGGAGGGUGGUGCGAGUGCUGUCGCCAUGAACUGUUACAGCGCCGCAAAGUUGAAGGAUGCGGACCGACUGCACCGUGAUAUGAAUACUAGCUAUGCCAAGGAUGCAGAAAGGGUCUCUCGCAACUCCGGGCACUACCCGUCAAAGAUGGAUUUGGGAUACGAGGGCGGCAUCCGUCAGGAACAAGAUGCGUUCGAGCGUGCCUCGCGAAAAUGUGUUGAAGACACGAGGCGCGCUCGUGAAGCGAUGGAAACGAAAGGCGAGGACAUUAAUCGAUUAUGCGACAAUGUGAUAGGUGAAGCCUCGAUAGAGGUAAACCCGAAUAUGGCCAAGAUGCACUUCAUUAAGCAGGAGGGUGCACAGCAGCUUGCCGCCGAGCAUGUUGACGAGCAGUUUGAGCGUUUCAUGAAAUCUUUCGACCGCCCUACGGACGUUGGCGCCAGCCGCCGACUAAUUGACUGCAAUGCACCGUGGAAGGCCUUUACCUCAAAGGGAUAA